CUAAUACGCCGUUAUGGUAUAGUGGACGCUAGUUACCUCUACGCUUCGCAAGACGCAUCGCAAGAACAUAUGCGACUUCUUUGCACCUAAUGUGAGCAUAGUAUGAUGGACACAAAUCAACAGGAAGGCAGUCAAGAUGAUGAUCUUGCUGCCGCUUUUGACGAAGGGUUUGAUGAAGAGCUGCAGGAUGAGGCGCCCGAGGAGGACGUGGCAUCUGGCUCAGUUCACGACGAUGAAGGCGGGAGCCCGGAUUCUGGUUCAGAAGUCGACCUUGACGACUUCGCGGACCAAGCGUUUGCAGAAGUAGAAGCGCUUGAAAAGGAGACUGGCGUGGAGGCUCGACCCGCAAAGCGUCAGCGUGUGGUCAAAUUCAGUUCCACAGUCCAGGAGCUUGGCGACGGCUCCUCACCCGACGCCCCUCCCCUCUCCCCAGGUAAUCCUUUUAAAGACAGAACCGGCAGCGGCCGGCAAGCGGCCCCCACCUCCAAGGCUGCCGCAGCCCCCUGCGCGCACCCAGUGUGGGUAUUCGGGCUGUGCGGUGUAUGCGGCCUGAGCAAGGAGGCCCUGGAAGGAGACCAGGAUGACCGGUACGGGCAGUACCUGGGGGCCGCACCCGGGCAGAGCCAGCGGCAGCAGCGGGGAGGCAGUGGCAGCAGCGGGGGCGGGGGCGGAGGCGGGAGCGGGGGUGGUGCGGAUCAGGGUGGCGGCGUGCGGCUGCGUCACCUGCAUGCCAGCCAGGAGGUGGAGGUCAGCAGGCAGGAGGCGGAGCGCAUCCGCAGGGACACCGUGUCCCGGCUGCUGUCCCGGCGGCGCCUCAUCCUGAUUCUGGAUCUGGACCACACGCUGCUCAACUCGGUGAUGUCCUCGGAGGUGGGGCCCGAGGCGGCGCCGAGGCUGGCGGAGCUGCAGCGCUUGGAGGAGGAGGCCAACCUGGGUCCCCGGCGGCUGCUGCACCGGCUGGCUGACGGCAAGCUGUGGACCAAGCUGCGACCCGGCGUGUUCGAGUUCCUGGAGGGCCUGCGGGACGUCUACGAGAUGCACAUCUACACCAUGGGGGACAAGACAUACGCAGCGGAGGUCCGCAGACUGCUUGACCCCACGGGUCGGCUCUUCUCCUCCGUGAUCGCCAAGGACCACUCCACCGCCGCACACGCCAAGCACCUGGACGUGCUGCUCUCCGCUGACGAGUUGGCCCUGGUGCUUGACGACACGGAGGUGGUGUGGCCGGGGCACCGCCGCAACCUGCUGCAGAUCGACCGCUACCACUUCUUCCCCUCCGACCUGCGCAAGUGGCGGCUGGACGGCACUGCGCUGCUGGAGCAGGGUCGCGAUGAGAGCGCCGCGGACGGGGCGAUGGCCACCCACAUGCGGGUGCUCAAGGAGGUGCAUGCGCGGUUCUUCUCGACGGACGACCCCACGCUACCGCCCCUGGAGCGGCGCGACGUGCGGGACGUGUUGGCAGCCCAGCGGGCGCAGAUACUGCAGGGUUGCUGCAUCACCUUCAGCAGGUGCUGGCCGCAGGACCGCAGCCCGCGUCAGGAGCCCCUGUGGCAGCUGGCCUCCGGGCUGGGCGCGCAAUGCCGCAGCCAGUACGACCCGGCGGAGACGACCCAUGUGGUGGCAGCGGCGGGCGGCACGGAGAAGGUGCACUUGGCUCGCAGCCAGGGCAAGGUGGUUGUGUCGCCCAACUGGCUGCACGCCUGCUCCUUCAGGUGGCAGCGGGUACCCGAGAAGGAUUUUGCGGUGCGGGAGCUGGGGUCCCGGGGAGGUGGCGGAGAGGACAAGGCGCAGGGGUGCGCCGGCGGGAGCGGGAGUGGCGAUGCUGUGGGCGACAGCAAGCUGAGUGCGGAGGAGGAGCUUCGAGUGGUCAUGGCGGUGGCGGGAGGAGGCGGGGGUGGGGGUUGAGGAUGAAGGCCGAAGCGGGCAGCAGGGAGGAAGGGGAGGCUGCCGGAGGCAAGAGCAGAAACGUGGUUGCGGCUGGGUGACAGAACGAGCGGCCAGACGCCAGGUCGGGUGUAAUUCGGUGACUUGUUUUGGCGCGAUUCGUUGCACAUUGAUGGUUAAGCGAAAAGGAUGCCUUUGGUUGGCCUUGUGUUUGGCUACAUACCGGUCCAUCUUGCC
Molecule: messenger RNA, 2121 nt
Organism: Astrephomene gubernaculifera
Lineage: Eukaryota; Viridiplantae; Chlorophyta; Chlorophyceae; Chlamydomonadales; Astrephomenaceae
Source: the annotation of a GenBank genome assembly